CACGCGCCAGCCCACUUUGACCUGAGCACUUGAGCAACUGAGCAGCAACGAUCCAUCACAAAACACCAAGCCUUGACAGCCAAAAUGAAGUUCCUGCCAGCUGUCUCAGCACUACUUUGGAGCGCCACCCAGGUCUCGGCCGCUCCCGCUCCAGCACCUGUCGAGGUCGCACCUCGCGCCGGCCCGACUGUAUACCUGUGUGGUGACAGCACCAUGGCGCUUCGGGGUGCAAACGAUGGCUCCACUGACGGCUGGGGCCCCUACCUCAGCAAGUAUCUCAAUGUUCCCGUCGUCAACUCGGCUAUCGGCGGGCGCUCGGCGCGCUCCUACUGGAACGAAGGUCGUUUCCAGGCCGUGGCGAACUCUGUCAAAGCUGGCGACAUUGUUGUCAUUGAGUUUGGGCACAACGACGGUGGAUCUCCCAACAAGAACGACAAUGGCCGAUCCGACUGCCCCGGCCAGGGCACUGAGACGUGCAUCUCUGACAAGACUGGAGAGGUCGUCUACACAUUCGUCUUCUACGUCGUCCAAGCGUCGAAGUUGAUGCUGGCCAAGGGUGCUACCGUCAUCCUCAGCUCGCAGACUCCAAACAACCAGUGGGAAGGGGGCGUGUACGGAGAUGGCGCUCCCCGUUUCGUCGGCUACCAGCAAGUUGCCACCAAGGCUCUGGCGAGCUCCAGCGUCACUUUCGUCGACCACUUCCAGGCCGUCAGCAAGAUGUACCGCAAGCUCGGAAACUCUGCCGUCAACGCCUUCUACCCCAAGGACCACACCCACACCAGCCCCAACGGAGCGGACUACAGUGCCAAGGCAUUUGUCCAGGCUAUUUACCAGAAGAUGAAUGGCUCAACUUCCCUUGCGCCGUACGUCAAGACCCCUGUCAGCAUUGUGUAUUGAUGGCUGGAUCACGGGUGGAGACACGGAGUCGACAUGUGGUCUUCACAACACGAGGGAUCUCGGUGUAGAUAGCCUCAGAUGCACAAAGUACACUAAAUGGCUGUCGCUUACCCGCUUGUGUGUAAGCCAGUCUGCAAUAUAAGCUCAUCCCUUUCAUCGCAA
Messenger RNA from Microdochium trichocladiopsis, 1059 nucleotides. RefSeq names its product SGNH hydrolase-type esterase domain-containing protein. Lineage: Eukaryota; Fungi; Ascomycota; Sordariomycetes; Xylariales; Microdochiaceae. The coding region runs from base 85 to 897 and encodes 270 amino acids. The transcript has a single exon. The record is from RefSeq and is a predicted model, not a curated record. Gene Ontology annotation, molecular function: hydrolase activity, acting on ester bonds.